UCUAGAACUCUACCACACUCUGUAGCCAAGAAUUUAGCAUGUCUUUAAACCGAUCCUGGACUGAGUAUAACAUUACAUUUCCAGGUUUAACUGACUUUUGACUACAAUUUAGAUUCAUGGCUACAAAUACUUCAGAAAAAGAAGAAAAAUUUAAAGUUAUGUUUGAUAUGGCAGUAGAGCUAAUAUCCACUGACAAAAACGCCUUCAUUUCUGAAAAAUCAGAUAAAAGGCAUUCAUCAGUUUCUUUAAUGCUGGACCAGAAGAUACCAAGAGAUUUACCUGCAAAGGACAUUUUGGAAGAACACGAUUAUAAAGCUGUGCAAGAAGAUGCCAACUUCUCCAGAAAACUGCAUUACCAUAGCUGUCACCAAAAAACAGUAGAAACAGGAGAGAUAAAUGUACUUCUUUCUCUCUCCUUUCCCAAAAAACUGUGGAAAAUAGUAGAAAGUGAUGAGUUCAAGUCUAUUAGUUGGAAUGAGAAUGGAGAUUGUGUCAUUAUAGAUGAAAUCUGCUUUCAGAGAGAAAUCUUAGACCGAAGAGGCAUCUUAAGGAUUUUUGAUACCGAUAGUAUGAAAAGCUUCAUUCGACAACUCAACCUCUACGGAUUCAGUAAAAUACGUAAAAAUAUCAUUUCACCUCAUUUUCAAGCAGAGAAAAACAGAACCAGAGCAAGAAUACUGUUGUACCACAAUCCAUAUUUUAGAAGAGGGUACCCCUUUCUCAUUCAGAGAAUGAAGAGAAGAGUUGGCAUCAAAAGUAACGAACAGCCAAAUCCCAUCAAUCCGAAUUUGAAGAGAAGAAAGCCAGCUGCCCCAAAGAAGUAUAUUUCCUUUCAAGAUUCAAUUCAACCAAAUGACCUGCAAAUGCCUUGUCUAAAAGAAACAAUGUGUAACAACCGACCAAAGAAGUCAAUAAAUGCAGGGAAUGGUAAAAUGAACCAUUCCUACCCAGUCUCUACCCCAUGGAUUUUGGAAAAUGUAACUGAAAACUCUAUACAAGAUAAUAUUUCUAGCCAAAGAAAUCCAUAUAUGGAUAGUAAUGCCACCGGCUCAACUUGUCCAGAUUUUCUCCUGACUCCAGAAAUAGGGCUUGAACCCUCAACAGGACUCCAUCAUUUACCUUCAACUUACCAGGACUUUGUAUUCAUGAAUGCUCAGUUUACUACUUUAAUGUCCUUUUGGAACCCCUGGUUUUCAAUGUUGAUGGCAGCAGCUUCAACUAUUCCUUUGACAGAAACUCUCAACCAACAAUUUACUUCUCCAGGUCAGCCUUGUUCUUUAUGCAACUGCCAUGGUAACACUGAGCCUUCUGCCAGCUAUGCUUCUGCAAAUGCAAAUUCUUCAGAUCUCUUGUGACUGACAAAUUACAGUUUAUAAUGGCUGAAGCAGAUCAUGUCUUUUAAAAAUAAUAUACAAUUAAACUGGUUAAA
This is a messenger RNA of Pelodiscus sinensis (Chinese soft-shelled turtle), 1429 nucleotides long. The record is from RefSeq and is a predicted model, not a curated record. Lineage: Eukaryota; Metazoa; Chordata; Testudines; Trionychidae.